UGUCCAAGAGAGACUUGCAAAAAACAAGGCCUGCACGUCUCUCUGGGAAGGAAGGGGCCCGAGCAGUGACAAUAGACUAGGGGCGCUGACUCAGACAGCCAGUUCCUGCUCAUUUCCCCUUGCCACAGGACAGCAGCUGAGUGGGAGGUCAGUCCUCCAUGGGACUCUGACUCCGGCCUUUGGCUGAGAACCUCACCUAGAGAAAGACAAGACUAACUCACAGACAGCUGCCCUCACCAGUCCACUGUGACAGGACCAACUGGACCAGUGUGGCUGUGGGCAGGUGGUAGGGGCAUCAGGGUGUGGGAGAGUGAGAGAGAGAGAGAUCGGAAACUCACUUUUGAACUCUACAUCACUUUCCCUGGGCUGGGCAAUCCAGGAACAACUUUACUGGCAAUGGAGCAUGUGACCAAUGGGGCCAAACUGACCUGGCCAGGGUGCUGGGAAACGGGUUCAGGAAGAGCCCCUGGGUAUCAUUGAGGAGCCUGGGGAAGGGGUUCAGGACAGGGUGGAGCUCCUUGUCUCCCUGCCCCUGUGUGGCCCCACCACUGGGGAUUUGCUGGCUGUGGAGCAGUGGUCGUCCACACUGCUAGGAUGGAGAGAGCCGAGUCUAUCACCCUCUUCUGGAACCGGGGAGCUGCAGCUAACUCGAGUCGGGAAAAUGCGACAGCGACUGCCCACUCGAGGUCGUCAUGGCGACAGCCAGUGAACGUGUUCCUCUCCUCGGGCAGGCGUCCGAGUGUAGAGGAGCUGCUUCGCGAGGCGCAGCUCAAUCUCCAGAGCCUGUUGCAAGAAGAAUAUGAGGAACAGUACUCGGAGGCCAGACAUCUGGGGCAGACCUUCCGCUCUGCUGAUGAGGCCCCUGAGUCCAGUCCCAGCCCAAGACCCCAGUCUGCCAGGCAUCUGGAGUUUGUAUUGAUGCCUACAAAACGGCAGCUGAGUGAGGAGGAGACUACCACCCAGGACGUGAGGGCCCCUGAGACCCCCCUGAGCCUGCUAACCGCAGCCGACAAGCAAGCUGCCUGGAAUAGCCCCUACCCUCUGCCUAUCCUAGAGGAGAAGUGGUGGCUUCAGGCUUGCUCCACGCACUCUGACCUUGUGCCCAUCAACAUCUCUGGGCAGCAGUUUGAUAAACACGCAAGUUUGCGACAUUCGUUGUUUAACACAGAGACAGCCGUGAACCCCAAGUCCACCCUGAGGCGGAGGAGGACCAUUAUUGGAUUCUCUAACUUUUCCCAGCGAGACCAAGGUCACAGCAACAGCCCAGCAGGCAGUGUAGUCCACUCGGCCACCUCAGACAUCAGGCUCUGUCAUUCGGUGCCAGAAGGUGUUCAUGGAAGAGUUGCAGUUGGCCAGGAAACUCGGUUCCCAAAUCUCACCUCACCAGUCCUGAGAAAUCCUUCUAGUGAUCCAGAAGAACCUCUCCAGGUGUGUGGUGGCACAAACCCUCCUGGCAUGGCGAACAUGAGAAUAGUGUACAGUGUCUCCAGUUCUUGCAAUGGACCAGCAGAAUCAAUGUUCUCUGCUUCCUGGAAGGGAGAUGCUUUUACCUACGUGACUCCAAGUGCCACCAGUCAGAGCAAUCAAGUCCAUGAAAAUGGCAAAAAUCCUUCCUCUGGUAAUUCUUGGCUCUCUCUGCACACACUGCCACCUCUGGCUCCCAAGGAGGCUGCUACCCUCUUCGUCACACGUGAUAGCCCAGCAGGAUGCAGUGGGUCAGCUAGCUACUCUGGGCACUCUGCUCAACAAAGGCAAGUUGCGGAACAAGCUUCCAAGACUGGCCUUCUGACUCGGGGUAACUCGAGGCUGGAGACAGGCCCAGGUGCAGCCAGCAGGUUUCGAGAGCGGUCACUGUCUGUGCCCACAGACUCAGGCACCUUGGAUGUGGACUAUGAUGAAGAGCAGAAGGCCAGUGAAGCCUGUGCCCUGCCUUAUGGCAGUACAAGCUCUGAGGGCUGUCACAGUGCUGACAACAUUGCCUCCCUUUGUGUCCCACAGGAGGCCCAGCACAGAAGGCAGAGGUCCAAGAGUAUCUCACUCAAGAAGGCCAAAAAGAAGCCUUCCCCACCAAUGCGCAGUGUCUCACUGGUCAAGGAUGAGCCAGUCCUCUUGCCAAAAGGUGGGUCCACACUCCCCAAGGACCAGAGGCCCAGGAGUCUUUGCCUCUCCUUGGAACACCAAGGACAUCACUUAUCCCACCCAGAUGCUCAGAAUCAUCCAACCGUGCCAAUGUCCAAAGAUUCAGAAGAUAUACAAUUCUCCCAUCACUGGUAUCUUCCUGACUGGAAGUCUGGUGACACCUACCAGUCCUUGUCCAGCUCCAGCACUGCCACAGGCACCACAGUCAUUGAGUGCACUCCAGUUCAGGGAAGCUCUGAGUCCCUUGCCUCCCCUUCUGCCUCCCGAGCCACCACACCUUCCCAACUUUCCAUGGAGGUGGAGGCCAGGGAAGUGUCCUCCCCAGGAAGGCCCACUGGACUGAUGUCACCCUCCAGUGGAUACUCCAGCCAAUCAGAGACACCAACACCCACUGUCUCCAUGUUUUUGACCCUGGGCCACUUGCCCCCUUCAAGCAGCAGUGUCCGGGUGCGUCCAGCGGUACCUGAGAGGAAGUCAUCACUGCCUCCAACAUCACCAAUGGAAAAAAUGUCCAAGUCACGUCUGUCGUUUGACCUACCAUUGACCUCUUCAACCAACUUGGAUCUGUCUGGGAUAAGCAUCUCCAUGCAAAGCAAAACCAAGGUGAGCCGGCAUCACUCAGAUGCAAAUGUUGGGGCCAAGCUGGCCCAGAAAACAAGCCCCAACCAGCCAAUCAUGCCCAUGGUUACUCAGUCUGACCUACGUUCUGUUCGCCUGAGGUCAGUCAGCAAGUCUGAGCCAGAAGAUGACAUCGAGACCCCUGACUACACCGACGAAUCAGGAGCAGAAGUCUUCACCUUGCCAGAGAGAAAAGUGAAACCUCCCAUAGCUGAGAAGCCUCCACUGGCCCGAAGACCUCCAAGCUUGGUCCAUAAGCCACCAUCUGUCCCAGAGGAGUACCCACUAACUUCGCCUACCUUGGUUAUGACCCCCAAGAGCUCAACUCAACACAUGAGGUCACUCCCUCAAGACAUCUACACGGUGUGGAAACCAAAGUCCUCCAGCUUCCCUGAGGGCAGGAGCCCAGGGGAGUCGCCAGCACCCUCAUCUCUUGUUUUCACGCCUUUUCCCAGUUCUUCUGGUGCUUUCUUCUCAGGAACACAGCAGUCUCCACAGGGAACUAUGGAGGAGGAGGGCCCCAAGGUGAGAGCCCUGCCUGAAAGAAUUAGCCUCCAGAGCCAAGUAAAAGCUGAGAAAAAGAAAGGCAAGAUUCCACCUCCGGUACCAAAAAAGCCCAGCGUGCUGUACCUACCUCUCACCUCACCCACAGCUCAAAUGGAGGCCUAUGUGGCCGAACCAAGGCUGCCUUUCAGCCCCAUCAUCACCGUGGAGGAAGACACCAAGUGUCCCCUAGCUGGCGACCACUUGCGAUCAUCUGGUACGAGGAUGACUUCAAUGCUGCAUGCUGAUGGUGAAAGGAAGGCAAGCCCUCUGGAGAGUUCCAUGGAACCAAGCCCUGAAGAGAAAACCAUCAUCAGUGAUAAAACAGCUGAAUGGGUUGCAGAAGAAGAUGAUGAUGUGUUUGUAGCUUCACGCACAACUGAAGAUUUAUUUACUGUGAUACACAGGUCCAAAAGAAAGCUGCUUGGCUGGAAGGAGCCUGGUGAGGCCUUUGCUGGUGGCAGCAGAACAAGCUCCCACUCACCAAUAAAGAACACGGCUGAUUCUCCAGUCAGUGAGUCAGCUGCCUCUGCAGGGUCAGGUGGCAGUGCCAACCUAGAUGCUGGCAGAAAUGAUGAUUUCAAGGCCUUGCUACAGAAGAAGGGAAGCAAGGCAACCCCAAGGUCCCGCCCCUCAGCAGCCGAACUGCUGAAGACCACUAACCCACUGGCUCGGAGAAUUAUUGCACAAUUUUCAAAAGACUGUGAAAGCACUGGUAACCCCAGUCCCUAAGCCCUGACUUCAGCAAGCAGGGUUUGGCUACUAAACUUGAAUAGAGAAGGGGGCAGAGUAAGGUUUUUAAAAAGGAACCACUGAAAUAACAGAAGAGUCUUCAUUUCUUUUAUAUUAACUCACACUCUGGAGAGCAGGAGAGAGGCCACUUCCUCUAGAACUACAAUCAGGCACUUUAAUCAUCUUCAGACAUUUUACGUUUUCAUACCUACAAUCUUGCCAUUCCUGACUACUGAUUUUCUCUUUAUUUUCCCCCAGUGGUGUGUACUGAGAAGAAAUGCUUAGACGCAAGGGCACGUGUGCCAUCUUUGCAAUCAAUGACCAGGCUGCUCCAUGCUGGCUUCUCUCACUGAGGGGCACAGUGUGAUAGCAGACGGGGGGCUUCCAAACCUGGGAGGUGUAGAGUGCGGUUGCUCAUGGCUCAUGAUUCACUUCCCUGGUGAGGUCUCCAUGGCCCUGUGUGGAGAAACAGAAAGACUCUAAUGCCUCCCCAACCACAGUUCACCUCUCGCCUCUGAGAGGUUUGUAGGUGUGCAGUUAUUUCAGCAUGGGGUUGAUUGGAUAGUUUUUGUCGUGUAAAAUAUGAAUGUCCUGAACUUCAUUGCCUUUUUUUGGUUUGAUUGUCUAUACGGAGACCAGGGUGAUGAGUUUCAAUAAACAUAUGGACCCCAUCAACCCAUCCCUUAGCUAGAAAAGGUCAGGACUGGACUCCUUUGGAUGAACCAAGCACAGCCAACAAAGGAGGCAGCCAUUUGCUCACUCAAGUUUAUCCAGAGUAACCUGCACGUGCGCCUUGAGGUCCUUCAAGUGUCUGUCACUGAUGAUACUAGGAUCUGUGCCCAGGUAAUGCUGCAUUCUAAGAACUCUGGUUCUUUUGCAUACAACGUUCAUUGCAGGAUGUAAUUAUCUGAAGGAACAGCACCAUUAAAGGCUCAAGGAGGAGAGAGAGUACGUGUAACUUGCCCCCACCAUUGAGUUCAGAUUGUAGUUUGUGGUUGUUUGGUUUCGUUCAAAGGAGGUCUUACUCUGUUCUAGAGUAACAAGAAUGUACAGACUCAAAGGAUAUACCCAGAAUACAAAAGGCAGCCUUGCCAAGUUGCUGUGGCCCACAUAACACACAUAAAAAGGGCUACUUUUUGCCACUUAGGUUCUAUUGUUUGAUCAACUGUCAAUUAACCAUGCUGGGGGAGAGUGUAAUCACUGGGAAAUGGGACACCAAGAGAGCCCCAAACAAAUGGGAAACUGCGAUCUGCCCCUCAUAAAGCUUGCAAGCACUAUUUUUGCCAGUUCAGUUUUCUAAGCAGUGCAAGAGCAGUGAUUCAUUUGAUUUUUAUGGUUUCCAGAAGGUUGGGGAAAAAAAACAGACAAGGCAUUGAACAAGAAAACUGGUAAUCAAUAAUGGAGGGCUAAUUGUUCACCUUUCCCAAGAGGAAAAAAGAAAAGUCAAAAGAAAUUGUAGCCUGCUUCACAAAGAGGGUUCCCUGACCCCUUCCUCCUUCACCUCCCACGCAACAGAUUCCUUGGUCAACCUCCUCAAGGACACAGAAAACUGCCCUGGAGACAAGCAGAUCUUGAUUUUGAUAGGUGGUGUUCACUAAUGAGAAGUAAGCUCUUAGCUCAGCCAAUAGAGCCGCUCAAAAACCACUCUGAGUUCUGAGAGGACUUGGACCUCUCAUGUAGAAGCCCAGGCCUAGGCCCUUGGUUUGUACAGUUCUGAAUUCUAGACUUCUGAGUACAGGCCAGGCCCACCAACUCCCUUGCAAUCAGCUCUUCCCCCUGAUAUAGGGAGAAGCCACUUCAAAUAAUAAACAGCAAAAGCCCAGUUGCUUUUGAAAGCAUUAGAAUUAUUUGGUUUCAAGGUCCUGACCAAAUUUCAGGGGGUUGCCCAAAGUAAAAUAGAUUCAUUCCCGGCCUGAAUUUAUGUAUGAAUGCCACACUUGUCUGCCCCAGACUCAGAAUUCCAAAAGAUGGAAACGUUUUCCUUUAUAGGGAAAUGAAGGCGUUUUUGUACUUUUGCCCAACAAAAUGACUUAUGAAAAUCAAGAUCCACUUGUCUCUGAGGCAAGUUUCUGCCAGGGCCUUCUUCCUAGGAGCCAUUACAAAGAGCUGAACUCUAAAGCCAAAUAUGAGAUUCACACAGAGUAUAGGACCUGUAACUUAAUGCUGAUUUUCUGGGAAGCUUCUUGUUUGCUACUUCUAGUGGUUGUUGUCUUUCCCCUCACCCUACUACCUCUGGUGGCUUUCCCAAAAGAUUCGAAAGCUGAAUUUCCAGAUACCUUUAUGUCUUUCAAUUACCUUGAGUCUUGUUUUCCUUUACUGUACUCUGUCUGCCUGGAAUUUUUAGAACAUCUUCUGCAUCAUCACUAUGGCCCUCAAAUGCCCAGUGGUAUUCCCAUUAGCAGAGGCAGAUUUAGGGCAGAGAUCGUAUGGUCAGAGGUAACACUGAGGCUGGAAAUAUUCAUUUAAUGUUUGCAACAGGUGGACCUAGUCCCAAACAACCAAGCAAACUGUAGAAUUUCUACCAGUCAUUGAUGAGCACAACACUGAACAUCUUUCUUACUCCUAACACUCAACCUCUCUCCUCCCCUUGAUUAUCAUAACAUCAGCUCUCUCUCCCACCCAGGCACAUACUACAACGUUUGCUGCCUUUGGCACCUACUCUGGCCGUACUGGAAGAAGAGAGGCUGAAGGGCCCUCCAGGGAGACUUCUAGACAACCUACUACUGCCACUAUUGCUAGUGCGAAUAAUAAUGAUAACCAUUUUUGAAGGUGGAUUACAGGUGGGGUUCAGUGAAAUGGAGUUGGCCCCAGGAGGUCAGCUUCCAAUUUCAAAUUGUUUCUAGCCCUUUGUUUCCUCUGAUUCAAACCAAUAGGAGCAGGUGGCUCUGCUGGACUGACUUCAGUCUAGUCAGGAGGGGGAGCCAUCCCAGGUAGGUUAACUGGGAAGCUAAAAGUGCUUUGCACUUGGUGAGUAUCCAUUCCAUAUUUGUGGUUCAGAUGUUGAGGGUAGAGAACGUCAUUGGGGUCUCCUUUCCUUUGCCUGCGUCAGUCUCUCACCUGGGCCUCCCACCUGGCCCUAACUUGCCCCUCAGCCCCAACUCUCCUGUAAACUGCAUCCCUAACUGACAGCUCACCCUUUGGGAAGCAGAAUAGUUCAGGUUAGCUUAAUGACCACAAAUCGACUUGUUGAUUUAGAGACAUCACCUUGAAUGUACAAAGACAGAGGAGAUUCUACAAGGCUCUUACAACAAGCAUUUCAGCAGACAUCCAUUUCCACUCUAAACAACAAGCAUUGGCUUGUGAUCCCACUAUACCUAUGAGUGUGAGCGGGUCUGUCCACGCACCAGCCCUCUGCCUCAUACACGAACUAGUCCUUAAAGAGACAGUUCCAUGGUCAAGGCUCUGUUCCCCUCCAGUGCAGCCUCCCAUCACCACCGAGUCUACAACAGAGUGGUAGGCUUUCACUUUGAUUUGUCAGGGCCAGGACUAGAAUGAAGCGAGGGAGGUACGUGGGGUAUAAAAUUUAAGGAGGAACCCACGUGCUCUUGAGGUCAUGCAAGUGCCUUCCCCUCAUCCUGGCCCUGUGCUUUGCACUCUUCUGAAGUGAUAUCAGUUUAUCUGCUUCCAGCAAUUAAGUGUGGUUUCUUUGAUUUAGGGGCUAACUACCUAUCUGGUGUCACACCAGACAUUUUAUUGCUAACUUGUUUUCCAUUGCUAUAAAGCUUUUUGGCCUAUAUAUCAAAGAAUCUUCAGUAGUACUAGAAAACAUGCUUGAUUUCUAAGUAACCUGGUCCAAGUGGCAAGUUAGCACCCAUUUCAGUAAAGAUGUGGACAAAGACAGCUAUUCAGCAAAAUAGUGAAUGAACUGGGAUCCUUGGUCUCCCUUUCUAGUCCAUUCUCCCCAGACCUUGCUUCCCAGCACCAACUCUCCUGAGUGCCUCCUAAUUUGUUCUUCUGCUCACUAAGAAAAGCAUGCUCUCAGGAAAGGGAUAAAUUCCUUUACUUUGAGAUUAUAAGGCUUAAUGCUAUCUCUUUUGAGGGUUGCUUGCAUUUUAACAGGGGAAAAGCCUUAAACCAAGGGAAUGAAGUUCUUCUUGUAGAUUUUUAGGCAUCAAUUAGUUUCAGACAUGUAUUUUUCACCAUGGAAAGGCUAAAUUCCCUGAAAGCUAACUCCAGAAUAUAGAAAAUACCUUAAUGUGCUGAAAUUAUUUUAGUAAAUUGCCAAGGGUCUAUUAAAUUGUCCUGCUAUCUAGUGCCAUUCAAUGUGGUUACUACCAAGGGACUCUCAGAAAUGGCCACUGAAAGCCACUGAGAAGUCCUAGAUAAUUCAUAUUGUACAUUAAUAUUUUUACAUAAAUGGAAUUAAUACUACUUAUUGUUUGAGUAAAAGAACAUAAAGAUUUAAAGUUUGUGAAAAUGUGUCCUGUUUGUCAAAGGUGAAACUGUCCAAUCAAUGUCCUAUCAAUGUCAGCUGUCUGGUAUUGGUGGUGAUUAUUAAACUUAUUGGAGGUACAGCUUCACUGAACAUAAGCAAGCCUCUGCUUUCCCCACCACCCUUAUCUAUGUUUGGUGCUAUCACUUCAGCAUAGUGUGAGAAUAAGACCAGAUCCAUAUAGCAGAACACCCAGUCCCUCCAAAGCCUUUGUGUGUAUUUCAGCUCUAAGGGACUAAGAUAACUAGGGAUUUGAAAGGACAAGAGGGUGGGAAAGAGGUACAAAGAGUUGCCUUUGUCAAAGGGCAGCAAAAAUUAUCAUGAAUUAAACAAUGACUUGAAAUAAAAAUUUAGAAUACUCUGAAAGAGCUGUACAGAGGAAUACAGUGAUAAUUGGCCAUGGACACACAUUUGAGGCACUUGAGUAAGUUUGGCAAAAAUAGAUUUGCAUAAGUAAUGGAUUAUGUGAAAUAGGUGUGUACUUUGUUCAGUAAAGCCCAGAAUCUAGGCCAGUGACUUUCAAAGUGUGGUCGCAGGAGCACCAGCAGCAGCUUCUCUGGAGUGGAUGUGCGUGUGUGUGUUUCCAGUGAUGUUUCUUCUUCAGAUCUCUGACUCACUGUAACCAGGAUUCUCCAACUGAUUCCAACCUUUCCCAUCAUGUCUGCUGUCAUCAUUACAGUGAUCAGUCUCUGGCCAAGUGAUGUAUAUUGUCAUGGUCAGAUAUGUUUGCUUGGUGUUAAGAAACUCUCACUAAAUCAACUACUUGCUCAACCUGAAAAACCUUUGAUUUGGCUUAGCCAGCACAUCUGGCCUGUGUUUUGUUUUUAAAAAGUUUUGUUUUAAUUCACAAAUAGGAAAAAGGAAAAGGUGUUAACGUUUUGUUUGGUAUUGCCAACCCUUAAAUACCUGUCUUAACCAUGGCGGCCACUCUCCAGGAAGGCUCUGGCAGAAGUAAAUUUGAUUGUAAGAUUUCGCCCAAUCAUCUGACAUCAUCAAAUCCACAAACAAAAUCUGAACUGGAACAAGCAGUUAACCCCUCUCAGCCUCUCUUUAAUGCCAAGCUUUAUAGAAAUGUGUUCCUUAUCUGGUAUUGAGCUUUUUUUUAAUGUCCAAUUUUAUAAAAUGUUAUGCAUGCAAACACAGCAUUGUGCUCAUUGUACAAGUCCCCUCAGCCUCAUUUCCUCCUCUGUAUAUAUGGUGGUGAAGAGAUAUCAAUCUGUAUGUUCUUCCCUCUCCUGAUCAAUUACAAAGUACAAACCUUUUCAUUAAUUUUUAAAGGAGAUAUAUUUACUCUGGCUAGUAGUUAAAAUUUAACUCUUUUUAUUAUAUUUCAUUGCUACUUUUUUCUACUGGCUGCAAAGCUUACUUUGGGGGAUAUUUCUUAUUCCUGGGUUGUUGUAUUUAUCUUAUUUCUGUAUUUAUCUGUAGUCACAGAAUAUUAGAGGUGGAAGGGACCAACCUCUCAUUUUACAGAUGAGGAAACUGAGGCCCAGAAAGGUCAAAUACCUUACACAGGUCAUGCAGUGGCAGGGCCAGGCCUUAAUUCCGGGUCUCCUGCCUCUGGACCCAGUGUUUUUUCUAUUUAAACCACUGCUUUUAUAGAAGACCCAUAGCUGGCUUUUACUUUUAUGACGUAUGAAUUUCCCAAGUAUUUCAGUGAACUACAUUUAAUAACAUAUAUGCUUUGAAAACAAAUCCUACCAUUUGCAAAAACAUGGAUGGAGCUAGAGGGUAAUAAUAUAUAUGCUUUGAGGAAAAAUGCUCAAGGGUUCUUUAGUUCAUGAAUUAAAAGACAAAUCUGAUUUUCAGUUUACAAAUACUCAUUUCCCUCCAAAUUCAACAUAUGUACCCUACUUUCCACAACAGAUGAUUUCUCUUAAAGUCAUUUGAAAAAUGAAUUUUUACAGAUUAGAUUCCAUUUUUUAGUAGAAAAGCUUCCUAUGUAAGGGAAUCUGCUGGUGACUUCUUCUGAAAAAUGAAGAAUCCUCUUGUCAAUAUCCCCUGAUAUCUCACUUUAUUUUUUAGUGUAAAAUUUUGUAAUUGGUGUUUGUGCAAAGUAGGGCAAAUCAAUAUAGGCUUUCCUAGAAUCUGCUUUAUCCUUCCCUUCUUAAACUUAUUUUCAGACUGUUACAUGCUCAUGAGAUACUUAGUUGUGUUCUAGAACUUCAUUUAACUUGAUAUUUUGUCAGUCCCUGGGCUCAAACUCUAUCUCUAUCUUAUCAAAUAACAGAAUUCCCUAAAUAGUUCUGAGCUCUGCAUGCAGUCUUUUUUCCAGGACAUUCUUUGCUUAAUACUCCUUUGGGUGACUCUCUCUUUAGCUGUUCUUGAGCCCCCUGGUUCCUGCAGAGCUCACUGCUGUGUGGAGUUGCAGGCAGUGCCACGUUAGGGCUGUGCUAGUCACAGGGAGUGGUAUUCCUAGUGAUUUCCACUGUUCCCCUGCUUCUCCCAGACCCCCUCUGGCUUCCCUUUUCAGGAAUUCUCAGAGACUGGUGGGAUUUCUACCACCACCCCCUUCUAGACUUGGGGUUGACAAACUUUUUUCUGUAAAGGGCCAGAUAGUAACUAUCUUAGGCUUUGGGGGUCACACAUGGUCUCUGUAGCAUGUUCUUCUUUGUUGUUUGCUUGUUUACUUGACAAUAUUUUAAAAAUGUAAAUGCCAUUCUUAGCUCUUGGGUCAUACAGAACCGCAGGCUGCAUUCAGCCCACUUGUCAUAGCUUACCCCUGGUCCAGACUGUUUUCUGGGACAGACAUUUCUGUGACCAGCUGCAUAUGACAAUUGGGUUGUGUACUGGAUGACGUAGCUCACUGCGCUUCCAUCCACUGCACUGUCAGACCAGCCUGCACAGAGGUGGGAGGACAGGAGCAGCAUAUGCCAACCAUUACUCUUUGGUAGGUUGCCCUUCCUGCUGGAUUCUCUCUCUAUCUUUCACUGACUACUGACUACCUCAGUGUAGAAAGCCUCAUUCUUUUUUCCAGCUCUCUUGUCCUAGUUAUCCAAUGUGCCUCUGCCUUCCUGGGUCAAGCUGGCAGGGAAGAAUGAAUUUUGGAGUUUUCUUAUUUCUUUUAUCCCAUCGUUACUCCCCCAAACUAUGGUCGGGGGGCCCUGCUCUGGGGUCAUCUGUCCCACCCUGCCCCAUACUGCCAUCACCAGUUUAGGGCUGUCCCUGGGAAGUCUGAUGGCCCAGGCCAAUGAGAUUCCAGUCUAGUCUACAAUUGCCCAGUGUAAUCACCAGCUCUCUUGGUUCCAGUGGCUGGUUUUAAAAUCCAGAAUACCCAUGUGUCCAUUUUCUUAGGCAAUUUGGACCUGUUCUAGACUCAACCCCAGCAAGAAAAUCAAGACGUACAGAAGAUAUUGUGUGCCAUCAUUUUUCCCUGCCUCAACCCCCUGCCUCCUGGGCCCCCAGGCCCCAGGAUGGACUCUUUGGGACGCCCCAUGUAGCACCACAACCAGAGGCAUUCAGCACACCACUGCCUGCUGUUCCUUGAACCUCUAAAAGGAUUCCCUAAAGCUUCUUCACAUCUAUCUCUCCAUCUGGCUCCCAUCUCUACCUCUCAGGCUCAGAUUCACAUUUUCACAUUUGCUCGUGUAAACAUUGGUGGCUGUGAGUGAAUGAGCAGGUAUGUGCCUGGGUAUGCGAGCAUGGGUUCUCCACCUGGACUGUGGAGGCACCGCUGACUAAUGUGUCUCACACACGCACGCGCACACACACACACACACACACACACACCACCCAGUGCUCUCAUUAAUUCUCUGGUCCACGGCCAGGUCUGAUGGGGCUGGUCAAGGAGAAGGGAUGGUGGGGGCUCCUGAGGCACUUCUUUCUUCUUGUCUUUUGAAAUCUUCUUUCCAUGGGCUGGUGCUGGUUUCUCCCAGGAAGCCAUUUGAAGAAGCUCCCCUGUGGCAAUUCUGCACAGCCUGGCAUAACAGACAGCUAGCACUUUAAUUUGCUUCGGACAUGCUUCUCAGGUUGCAGUUUUUCCUGUCUAAGCAAAUUGCUUCUUAGUACCUUUCUCUUACUUUCCAUCAUUUGAGCCCAGGGAUCUACCCACUUACUGAAAUCUAAAUUUUAAAAAGUCAGAGACACGAGUAACUUUCACUAUUUCCCUAUUUAGAAGUAUCCACGAGACACUUCCUUUCUGCCUUUUGUUUAGGAUUUCCAGACUUAGGAAAGGAACCAGGCUCAUGCCUUGAAGUCUAAAAGCAGCUAAAGUACGGCACUCACCAAAAGCAAGGUGAAGAAGGAGGAUUGGCUGGUCCUACUAUGCGUAGUCAGGAGAUGGACUUUUGUUAUGUUCAGUGUUCAGAGGGCUUUAUGUUACCAUUCAGUGCUUACUGAGCGCCAAUGAUGCACUUGAGAAAAAAAGGGAGGCAGGACUUUGCAGACCCAUGUCCUAAACUAGAAGGCAGAGAUAAGGCAGUUCUCCCAGUGAUAGGAAUGUGUCCUUUUUUUCUUUUUUUUAAAAAGUAUUCCUUACUGGCUUGUUACCAGCAAUUGAACUGUAUUCUUUAUAUAGCUAAAGCUGUUUGUGUCUUCUUAAAAUAAACUUUUUCUG
Manis pentadactyla (Chinese pangolin) is the source of this 13019-nucleotide messenger RNA. It is a transcript of the gene NHSL2, whose product is annotated as NHS like 2. NCBI's taxonomy places the organism in Eukaryota, Metazoa, Chordata, Mammalia, Pholidota, Manidae. Gene Ontology annotation, biological process: cell differentiation. The coding region runs from base 595 to 4032 and encodes 1145 amino acids. The transcript is spliced from 8 exons. The record is from RefSeq and is a predicted model, not a curated record.